Messenger RNA from Fonticula alba, 1119 nucleotides. RefSeq lists its product as hypothetical. The record is from RefSeq and is a predicted model, not a curated record. The coding region runs from base 53 to 979 and encodes 308 amino acids. Gene Ontology annotation, biological process: meiotic mismatch repair; UV-damage excision repair; nucleotide-excision repair. Gene Ontology annotation, molecular function: damaged DNA binding; single-stranded DNA binding. NCBI's taxonomy places the organism in Eukaryota, Rotosphaerida, Fonticulaceae. Gene Ontology annotation, cellular component: ERCC4-ERCC1 complex; nucleotide-excision repair factor 1 complex; nucleus. The transcript is spliced from 5 exons.
GCACGCACGCACGCACGCACGCAUCCCCACUUGCCCUCGUGGACUUCUCCCGAUGCCGGCGCCCGCCUCAUCGCCCUCCCUCUCGGGGAGCCCGGCAACACAAGCACCGCCCGUGGACCCGGCACAAUUGGAGCCACUUGUUGCGUAUGACGGGGACAGCAUCAUUGCUGAUCCGCGGCAGAGGGGUAACCCCGCGCUCAUUGCUCUUGAACGCAUGCGCCGGAUGGUUUUGGCAAGCCGAGCGGCCGGGACUCGCCGCACGCGCGAUCCGCAGGAUCUUCCCACUGACCCACCACCGGCAGUCGAGUUUCUGCCGCUGGCCUGUGGGGACUUUAUCCUUGGGCGCACGGCAUGCGCCAUCUUCCUCUGCACAAGCUACCACCGGCAAUUUCCCGCCUACGUGUACGAACAGGCCAAGCGCCUCGGCGGCAGCUUCGACCUGCGCCUGCUGCUGGUCUUGUGCGAUAGUCCCAAUGACACGGACAUCCUCACCGAGCUCACCCGGCUGGCAGUCAACUACCGGCUGACCAUCCUGCUGGCCGAGACCCCGGACGAAGUGGCCCGCAUCCUGGUCACGACUCGCCGGACGACCCUCGCCAUGGCCGGCACGACGACCCUGCCGCUGCACUAUCUGACGGGACCCUCGGCCGGCGGGGACCAUGCCGGCCAGGACGACGAUGACGAUGACCUUGACGACGACCCGGAUGCCGAGGGCACCGGGCCGGCGCAGCGCCACACCCGGCGCGACCCCCACGCGCCAGACAUCGUGGGCUUCCUGCUGACCGUGCGCGGCAUCAACCGGACCGAUGCCCAGCGCCUGCGGCGCACCUUCCCUACCGUCCAGGCGCUGGCCGCCGCAUCGGUGGCCGACCUGCAAGCCGUCCCGGGCAUCGGCCGGGAGAAAGCCACCCGCGUGCGGGAGGCCUUCCGUGAACCUCUCUGGCUGCCGGACACAUCAGCCGACGCGGGCGUCAUGUGAUACCCCGGACGUGACCCGGGCCAAGGCUUCGGCCUGUCUUCGCCCAUCGGAGGCGGCGGCACAAGAAUAUACCCGCACGCACAGACGUACACACAGGCCCUCCCUUCCCCGGCUCCCUCCCAAGAGUCUUGGUUUGGGCC